This is a messenger RNA of Haemorhous mexicanus (house finch), 3329 nucleotides long. Its product is annotated as histidine-rich glycoprotein-like. Gene Ontology annotation, molecular function: calcium ion binding. The record is from RefSeq and is a predicted model, not a curated record. Bases 1849 to 3309 code for a protein of 486 amino acids. The transcript has 6 exons. NCBI's taxonomy places the organism in Eukaryota, Metazoa, Chordata, Aves, Passeriformes, Fringillidae.
CGUGGUCACUCCGUGGUCACUCUGUGGGCUCUCCGUGGGCUCUUCGUGGUCAUUCAGCACCGGUCACUCCGUGGUCACUCCGUGGACUCUCCGUGGUCACUCGGCUCCGGCCACUCCGUGAGCUCUCCCACCGGUCACUCCCAGCGGUCACUCUGUGGUCACUCGGCUCCGGCCACUCAGCACCGGUCACUCCGUGGUCACUCCGUGGGCUCUCCGUGGUCACUCUCAACGGUCACUCCGCGGUCACUCAGCACCGGUCACUCUGUGGGCUCUCCGUGGUCACUCCGUGGUCACUCCGUGGUCACUCCGUGGUCACUCAGCACCGGUCACUCCGUGAGCUCUCCCAGCGGUCACUCCGUGGUCACUCAGCACUGGUCACCCAGCAGUCACUCCGUGGGCUCUCCGUGGUCACUCCGUGGGCUCUCCGUGGUCACUCAGCUCUGGUCACUCCGUGAGCUCUCCCAGCGGUCACUCCGUGGGCUCUCCGUGGUCACUCCGUGGUCACUCUGUAGUCACUCAGCACUGGUCACUCAGCGGUCACUCGGCUCUGGUCACUCCAUUCUCUCUGUGGUCACUCCCGGCGGUCACUCCGUAAUCUUUCUGUGGUCACGCGGCUCUGGUCACUCCGUGGUCACUCAGCACCGGUCACUCCAGGGUCAUUCGGCGUUAACUCAGUGGUCACUCAGCGGUCACUCCGUGGUCACUCAGCACUGGUCACUCAGCAGUCACUCCGUGGUCACUCAGCGGUCACUCUGCGGUCACUCGGCUCUGGUCACUCCGUGGUCACUCCGUGGUCACUCCGCAGUCUCUCAGUGGUCACUCAGCGCUCACUCCGUGGUCAUUCUGUGAUUACUUAUUGGUCACUUGGCGGUCACUCUGUGGUCACCCGGCGGUCACUCGGCGGUCACUCCGCGGUCACUCAGCGAUCACUCAGUGGUCACUCAGCGGUCACUCAGGGUCACUCAGCGGUCACUCGGCAGUCACUCUGUGGUCAUUCUGUGAUUACUCAGCAUUAACUCAGCGGUCACUCAGGGUCACUCAGCGGUCACUCCGCGGUCACUCGGCGAUCACUCGGCGGUCACUCGGCGGUCACUCGGCGGUCACUCAGCAGUCACUCAGGGUCACUCAGGGUCACUCAGCGGUCACUCCGCGGUCACUCGGCGAUCACUCGGCGGUCACUCGGCGGUCACUCGGCGGUCACUCAGCAGUCACUCAGGGUCACUCAGGGUCACUCGGCGGUCACUCAGCAUUAACUCAGCGGUCACUCCUUGGUCACUGCGUGCUUUCUCAGCGGUCACUCAGUGGUGACUCCAUGGUUGUUCUGUGAUCACUCAGCGGUCACUCGGCGGUCACUCAGGGUCACUCGGGGUCACUCAGGGUCACUCAGCGGUGACUCAGUGGUCACUCCGUGCUCUCUCAGCGGUCACUCCGUGGUCACUCUGCGGUCACUCAGCAGUCACUCAGGGUCACUCAGCGGUCACUCCAUGGUCAUUCUGUGAUCACUCCGUGGUCACUCAACGGUCACUCCGUGGUCACUCAGCGGUCACUCAGGGUCACUCAGCGGUCACUCAGCGGUGACUCCUCGGUCACUCGGCGGUCACUCCGUGGUCACUCAGGGUUGCUCUGUGGUCCCUCCUUGGUCACUCAGCGGUCACUCAGUGGUCACUCAGGGUCACUCAGUGGUCACUCCAUGGUCAUUCUGUGAUCACUCAGCGGUCGCUCCGUGGUCACUCAGGGGUUAGUGGUCACUCAGGGUUGUUCCGUGGUCACUCCGUGGUCACUCCUCGGUCACUCCGUGGUCACUCCUCGGUCACUCCGUGGUCACUCCGUGGUCACUCAGCUCCGGCCAUGCCCCGCCCGUGGCUGCCGUGGCUCCUGCUGGGGCUGCUCCUGCUCAGGGGAGGGUCCGGAGACCCCCACCAUCCUCAUCCUCAUCCUCAGCAGCACUGGGAGGAAGGCUCCCUUGGAGACCCCCACCAUCCUCAUCCUCAUCCUCAGCAGCACUGGGAGGAAGGUUCCUCCGGAGACCCCCACCAUCCUCAUCCUCAGAGGGAUGAAGGCUCCCCCAGAGACCCCCACCAUCCUCAUCCUCAGAGGGAUGAAGGCUCCCUUGGAGACCCCCACCAUCAUCAUCAUCACCAGAAGGAUGAAGGCUCCCCUGGUGACCCCCACCAUCAUCAUCAUCCUCUGAGGGAUGAAGGCUCUCAUGAAGACCCCCACCAUCAUCAUCAUCAUCCUCACCAGAGGGAUGAAGGCUCCUCCAGUGACCCCCACCAUCAUCCUCAUCACCAGAGGGAUGAAGGCCCUCAUGGAGACCCCCACCAUCAUCAUCCUCACCAGGAGGAGGAGGAAGAACCCCCCAGUGACCCCCACCAUCAUCAUCCUCAGCAGGGGGAUGAAGGCUCUCAUGGAGACCCCCACCACCACCAUCAUCAUCAUCAGGGAGGGGAGGAUGAGGAGGGCGAGGGGCUGGAGGAAGGGCAGAGCCUUCAUCAUCAUCGUCAGCAGCACCAUCACCCUCAGAGGGAUGAAGGCUCCCAUGGAGACCAUCCUCAUCAUCACCCUCAGAGGGAUGAAGGCUCCCCCGGCGACCCCCACCACCAUCAUCAUCGCCAUGACGACGAAGGCCAGGCCCGGAGCCGUGAGGAUGAGGAGGGUGAAGGCCACCGGCAGCAGGGCGAUGAAGGCCAUCGCCAUGACGAUGAUGAAGGCCGCGAGGGGGAUGAAGGCCACGGCGAGGAUGACGAUGACGAAGGCCGCCGUCACCAUGACGACGAUGACGAUGAUGAUGAUGAAGGCCGCGCCCCCCCCAGCUCCGAGGAGGAGGAGGAAGAUGAUGAAGAUGAUGAUGAGGAUGAUGAAGAUGAAGACGGCGGCCGCAGCUCCGAGGAAGAGGAAGAUGAUGAUGAUGAUGAAGGGAGUGAGGAAGAGGAGGAGGAGGAGGAGGAGGAGGAGGGUGAGGCCGAAGGGCGGUACCGGCCCGGCUCCAUCUGCCGCUACUGCAGCUACUGCAAGCACUGCCGGCUCUGCUCCCGCUGUCCCUGCACCGAGGGGGACCCCGGGGGAGACCCCUGCCCACCCUGCCAGGGCUGCCAGUUCUGUUCCCUGUGUCCCCUCCUGUGCGACACCGCCUGCCGGCCAGGCAGCCUCGUGGACGAGCUCUCGGGGGCGCUGCUGCAGUCACUCGCCAAGCUCAAGAGCCCCCCGAAGCUUGAGGGCGUUUUUGGGGGAGGGGGCGCGGAUUUGAAGAACCCCCCCCCUCCCCCACCCGGAGCCCCCUCCCCAAAUUUUGGGGGCGGGGGGGUGUGAAAAUAAAAGGCUUGAAAGGA